AUGGAAGGGCUUCACCCCGCCCAGAGAAGAGCACGGAGCCAGCUCUCUUGUACGGCUUGCAGGCAGGGGAAACUCCGGUGCGAUCGAUCACACCCGUGUAAUCAGUGUAUCAAGCGGUCCCGCGAUACGUCGUGUUCGUAUUUGGCCCCACCGCAGAAGAAGAAGCCCAACCAGAAUAUGCGCGACCGGGUGAAACAUCUGGAGAGCCUUGUUGUCGAUCUGAUGUCGAACAUGGAGAACAAAAGUCCCAAAUCGUCGGAUCCGUCGAACCCCUCCAGAUCCACAUCAGUAUCUGAGUCUUCGAAAGAGUCCGAAAGCCCUUUGACAAGUACGAACUCAUCGCGAAGUCCUGGCGAUUCGUCGGAGACUGGGAAUUCCACCACCACGGAGCAGACGGACGUCGAGGUGGACCCCACGGCAUUUGGAAAUAUGCAGAUCUCCAAGGAUGAGACGAAAUGGUCUGGACCGUUGCAUUGGGAAACUGUUUUGAACGACAUCCAAGAGGUAAAGGCUGAACUUGGGGACAACGAAGAACCAGACGAAUCUCCAGGGGAUGAUGCCCAACUGCCAGAAUCUCAGAUGACGCCGCUUUUCAUACUGGGUGCCGCAGCCCCAUAUGGAAGAGCGCAACUCAUGGAGCAGAUACCUAAAAAACCCGAGGCAGACGAACUGAUCUCUCGGUGGUUCAAUGCCUUUGAUCCAUUGACGAUGAUGAUACAUCGCCCUACAUUUCAGCAAGAGUAUUAUAACUUUUGGUCCGACCCAUCGAACGUCCCCAUCACCUGGAUUGCGAUGUUGUGUGGCAUCAUGUCUCUGUCUGCCACACUACGGUAUGUCGACGAGCAAGAUACCGCACCGGCUGAUGCCCUUGAGAAAUGCGUCGCAGACAUGAACCAAUAUCACGGCAUGGCUGCCAUUGCAAUGUCAUUGGGAGACUUUAGCAAGCCUACCGCCUACACGGUCGAGGCACUGAUGGUCUACGCCGAGUGCGAGUUCAUCCGCGGCAAAGCCAACCAAAUGAGGGUGUGGCUUCUUACGGGACUCAUCCUGCGCGUGGCGCUCCGAAUGGGGUAUCAUCGUGACUCCAAACAUUUCCCCAAUAUUUCCCCCUUUGCUGGAGAAAUGCGGCGGCGAGUGUGGUGGGUUCUGUAUCAAUUUGACAUCUUGGGUUCGUUCCAGCUGGGUCUCCCAAGCAUGGUCAGGGCAAUCCAAUCUGAUACUGCGUGCCCACGUAACCUCCAUGACUCGGACUUCGGUGUCGAUUCCAAAGAACUUCCCCCGGCACGACCGACAUCCGAGUUGACGAAUGCGUCGUACUCGACCGGGAAGAUGGCGCUCAGCACGAUUUUUGGCAAAGCCACAGAUUUCUCCCAUGCUCUCACUGAGCCUACGGAAGAAGAAGUUAUGCAGUUGGAUAGGGAACUGCAGGACGCCUAUGCGAAGCUGCCGGAAUCCUUGAAAUCACCUCGAAUGAAUGAAUAUUUAACGAUCACUCACAGCACCGAGCUACUGCUGUGCUCGAUCAACAUCGGGAUGCUUUAUCAGAAGACGAGAUGUGUGCUUCAUCGUCGGUUCCUCAAGCACUCGAAGGGCGAUGAACGCUAUAAAUACUCACGGGACUCCUGCAUCUCCGCUGCUAUCAGUCUUCUCGAGCAUCACAAAACGCUGGACAUCGCCUGUCGGCCAGGCGGGCUGCUAUGGAAGUACCGUUGGUACACGUCAACUGUCAGCACCCAUGAUUUCCUCCUGGCAGCCAUGAUCCUAUGCCUGGAGCUUUCGAACCACCAGCAAAACUCUUGCGACGCCAACCUGUCCAAUAUUCCCCUACCGUGUCUAGAACAAUUUCACCAAAUACAUGACGGUCUCCAAUCGACGUACGAAAUCUUCCAGAAGACGGAGCCGAAGACGACGGAAUUGAAGCAGGCGUUGUCGGCAAUGGCCAUCAUGCUGCAGAAAGUUCGGGGGCCACUCGUAAGGCUCGCUAAGGUUCGCCAGGAGCAGAACAUGAAGAAUUGUAUGUGUUGA
This is a messenger RNA of Eremomyces bilateralis CBS 781.70, 2025 nucleotides long. RefSeq lists its product as uncharacterized. Gene Ontology annotation, cellular component: nucleus. Bases 1 to 2025 code for a protein of 674 amino acids. Lineage: Eukaryota; Fungi; Ascomycota; Dothideomycetes; Eremomycetales; Eremomycetaceae. Gene Ontology annotation, biological process: DNA-templated transcription; regulation of DNA-templated transcription. The record is from RefSeq and is a predicted model, not a curated record. The transcript has 5 exons. Gene Ontology annotation, molecular function: DNA-binding transcription factor activity, RNA polymerase II-specific; DNA binding; zinc ion binding.